This is a messenger RNA of Cantharellus anzutake, 1074 nucleotides long. RefSeq names its product cyclin-domain-containing protein. Gene Ontology annotation, molecular function: protein kinase binding; cyclin-dependent protein serine/threonine kinase regulator activity. Gene Ontology annotation, cellular component: nucleus; cyclin-dependent protein kinase holoenzyme complex. The record is from RefSeq and is a predicted model, not a curated record. NCBI's taxonomy places the organism in Eukaryota, Fungi, Basidiomycota, Agaricomycetes, Cantharellales, Hydnaceae. Bases 1 to 1074 code for a protein of 357 amino acids. The transcript has 5 exons. Gene Ontology annotation, biological process: regulation of cyclin-dependent protein serine/threonine kinase activity.
AUGGCAUCCUCAUCCCCCAGCGUCAUAAUGGUGCCCUACGACUUUGAGGAUUGCGAAAUUGACCACCUUGUUCUCAUGAUUUCCGACAUGCUUGAGCGUCUGCUCACUCAUAAUGACAAGAUACCACUUAUUCCUGAUGCCCUCACUCGAUUUCACUCCCGAGCACCUCCCGGCAUCACUGUUCUUGAUUACCUUCGUCGUAUCGUCAAGUAUACCCAUCUUGAGCGCUCCUGCCUUCUCAUUACCCUGCACUAUAUUGAUCAGAUGUGUGCUCGGAAUCCACGAUUUACUGUUUCCUCUCUCACCGUCCAUCGCUUUCUCAUCACUUCUAUCACCGUUUCCACAAAAGCGCUUUGCGACGCUUUUUGCACAAAUUCCCAUUAUGCCAAGAUCGGUGGGAUCAAAGUUGCAGAGCUCAACAUUCUUGAGCGCGAAUUGCUCACUGCUCUGGAUUGGCGUCUAACUAGCACAAGGGACCUGCUUCAUGACUAUUAUAUCAGCCUAGCACGUUCGCACUCUAAAAACCUCUUUAAGGUCGUAGAUCCCCCGCGUGUUGGCGUUCGAUCACAUUCCAGUGGCUCCCUAUCAAAUCGAUCUAACGGCUCGUCUCGGUCUUCAAACUCUUCUCCUCGUUCAUCGGAAAAGCCGGAAGUCCCCCAUCGUGAGCCGGGGAAGAAUGUAGCAGGGACACCCGAAUCUCAAUCCCCUCAUCGCAUGCAUUCACCCGGCCCAGUGCAGGCUGACACGCGGUCGCAAUCACAACGUGGCGUCGAGGCCAAUACUGCCCGACUGGUUACUCCUUCUCGAAAGAUGGAAACCGAUGUUUUGACUCCUGAUCCUAUCGUGAUCAUUGACCGAUCAAGAUUAGGUCCAGGAACAAUCGCACAUCCCUUCGCAGCACCGAGAGUAACGCCCUGCCAUUCCCUAACUUCUCCACGCGUCCUUACAGAACUUUCAUCCCCAAGACGAGAUCCCUCGAAAAGAAGACAAAGUGCUGGUUCUUUACGAGAUUCAGAUCGGAUGAAGGCGGAAAUACGACGGAGAAGAGUCGAUGCGACAGAACUCGUGCAUUAG